This is a messenger RNA of Thalassophryne amazonica, 5588 nucleotides long. Its product is annotated as EVI5-like protein. NCBI's taxonomy places the organism in Eukaryota, Metazoa, Chordata, Actinopteri, Batrachoidiformes, Batrachoididae. The record is from RefSeq and is a predicted model, not a curated record. Bases 655 to 3216 code for a protein of 853 amino acids. The transcript is spliced from 20 exons.
GCGAAUCACGGGCGAAAUGAAGCUUUCUGAACCAUUUCGAAGAAAAUCUGCUAAAAGCUUCAUUAUCGGCAUUUACGUGGUUUUGGCGGGUUUGAAGCGAGAUUCAAAACAUGACACCGCAGCACUUCUGUUUCGGUACUACCGCUUCGAGCGGUGUGCUUCGAGCUCGACGAAGCCAGUCGUUUCGUGUGAUAAAAGUCGCAAUGUGUGAUGCCGUCGUUUAUUUAGGCGUUUGUUUUGUUGAAGAGGUUGCUGUCAUGGUGGCUUCAUCGGAACAGCUUUCUCCUCUCCGUGUGUUGACGGGCAGCUGUACGACGCGCUGAGGAGGAGGAUGAGGAUGAGGAUGAUGGUGGUGGUGGUGAUUAUGUGUCUGCGCUGGACUGACUGUGUUUGUCUAAGGUUUUAAUUAGCCGCUAUCGUAAAUUAGCUGCGAACGAACCUGUCAGAAUAAGGCGAACUGGUCUGGAAAGGACGGCAGGAGGAUUCGCUCCGGCUAUGGAAUUCAAGAUUUAAACCCCUCUGAUGAGAUUGGCUCCUAGGCCAAUCAGGCAGCUGAGUGAUUCACAGCCAGGAUUCACUGAGGUGGUCUGUCAGCAGUGAGUCCAUCAACCCACGUGGACACACAUUCUUUCAUCCCACUCCAUCAUUGCCAUUAUGUCUGUGCCAAGUGGUAGCCCAGAAAGAGAAGACUCUGUUGGGGCUCUCCCUCAACUAGACUGCCCUUCGUACCCUCCUGGCAUGGAUCCAGACCCACUUUCCUCAGGCAGUCCAUUGCUCAGCCCGGACUCAUCUUGUCACGAUGCAGUACUAUCAGCACCAGCGGCCUCCCCUGCAGACUCGGAGAAUCUGAGUCCAGAUGAACUGGAGCUGCUGGCCAAACUCGAAGAGCAGAACAGGUUGCUGGAGGCUGAUUCAAAGUCAAUGCGUUCAAUGAGCGGCUCACGGCGCAAUAGUGGCUCUUCUCUAGUCUCUAGCUCAUCUGCAUCUUCCAACUUGUCACACCUGGAGGAAGAUACCUGGAUCCUUUGGGGUCGCAUCGUCAAUGAGUGGGAAGAGUGGAGGCGCAAGAAGGAUAAACUCCUGAAGGAGUUGAUCAGGAAAGGCAUCCCUCACCAUUUCCGUGCCAUUGUCUGGCAACUGCUAGGAAAUGCAACAGACAUGCCCGUCAAGAACCAGUAUUCAGAGUUACUGAAAAUGUCCUCCCCCUGCGAGAAGCUCAUCCGCAGGGACAUCGCCCGCACCUACCCCGAGCACGAGUUCUUCAAAGGCCAGGACAGCCUCGGCCAGGAAGUGCUCUUCAAUGUCAUGAAGGCAUACUCUCUAGUCGAUCGAGAGGUGGGCUACUGUCAAGGCAGCGCCUUCAUUGUUGGUUUGCUGCUUAUGCAGAUGCCUGAGGAGGAGGCGUUCUGUGUCUUUGUGCGUCUGAUGCAGGAGUACCGUCUGAGGGAGUUGUUCAAACCCAGUAUGGCCGAGCUGGGCCUUUGUAUAUACCAGUUUGAAUAUCUACUACAGGAACAACUUCCAGAGCUCAACGUCCAUUUCCGGUCCCAGAGUUUUCACACAUCCAUGUACGCGUCAUCCUGGUUUCUCACCCUCUUCCUCACCUUCCUGCCUUUACCUGUGGCCACACGCAUCUUUGAUAUAUUCAUGUAUGAGGGCUUGGAGAUAAUCUUCCGUGUGGGCUUGGCCAUCCUGCAGUACAACCAGACUGACCUCAUCCAGCUGGACAUGGAGGGCAUGUCGCAGCAUUUCCAGAAGGUUAUUCCCCACCAGUUUGACAGCUGUCCAGACAAGCUGAUCCUCAGGGCCUACCAGGUCAAAUACAACCCCAAGAGGAUGAAAAAACUUGAAAAAGAAUAUACCACAAUCAAAAACAAAGAAAUGGAGGAGCAAAUUGAAAUUAAGAGGUUACGCACUGAAAACAGGCUGCUGAAGCAGAGGAUUGAAACACUUGAAAAGGAGAGCGCUGCUCUUGCAGACAGACUGAUACAGGGUCAGGUGACGAGGGCACAGGAGGCCGAGGAGAAUUAUGUGAUCAAGAGGGAGCUGGCGGUGGUGAGACAGCAGUGCAGCACGGCCAGUGAGAGCCUGGAGAAAGCGCAGGAUACUAUCAGAGAGCUGCAGCAGCAGAAGUACACAGAGCAGUUUGUCAGCGGCCUGCAGACCCAACUUGAACAGUCAAGACUGCGUGAGACUGAACUCCUGGGAGCACUGAAGGAAAUGCAAGACAAAGUUCUCGACCUGGAGAAGAGGAGCAGCUGCCUGCCUGAUGAGAACAACAUUGCAGCUUUGCAAGAGGAGUUGAAGCAGAUGAAACUGAGGGAGCUGGAGACUCUGCACUCAUUCAGGGAAAUGCAGGACUCCGUCACGGAGCUCAACCAGCGGUGGCAGCAUCAUAUGUCCCGUGCAAGUAGCACCGGCAGCGGAGGUGGCCACUGGAAGGAGUCCCCGAAGAAGAACGCCAUGAACGAACUGCAGGACAAACUGAUGACAGUCAGACUGAGGGAGGCCCAGGCCCAAGCGGAGCUUCGGGAGGUCAGACUCAAAGCCCUGCAGCUCGAGAGCCAGAAUCAGAUCCACAGUAAGCUGAUCGGUCGCCAUGAACAAGAACGCUCUGCCCUUCAGGACCGGAUCCAGCUGCUGGCCAAUCAAAACAAAGCACUCCAAGCCCAGCUGAAUGAGAUGAAACGGAAGCAAGCAGAAUCUGACUGCAAGAGCAAAGAGGAAGUGAUGGCGGUACGACUGAGGGAAGCAGACAGUAUGGCUGCCAUGGCUGAACUCCGGCAGAAGAUCGCUGAGCUGGAGAUACAGAAGGAGGAAGGGCUUAUCCAGGGCCAGCUGAACCACUCAGACUCCAGACAGUAUAUCAACCAGCUUCGAGACCAGAUCUCUGAACUCAAAAAUGAGAUCAGGCAGUUACGAGGGCAGAAGGCCCCCAGGAUCAGCGCCGGAGGUGUGAGUACCAACUUCCAGGACCUCUGCCUCACCAGCCCUGCCUCCGCUGAGCGGGACUAUCUGAGCUCAGACGAGGACCUCUUUCCGAGCGCGCUCCCAGCCAGUGCCCUGUACCCCACCCUCUCCGGCCCAUGUCGCCCGUCUGCACACCUGGACAGCGAGGGCAGCACGGACAGCGAGGCAGAGGAGCAAGCGAGGACACACUCGGACCCACAGCAGCUGUACGGCAGCAUGGUGUGUGCAGAGGCACUAGACAACUGAGACCUUCAGGGAGUGUAGGUGAUGCCACCCCACCCCCCUUCCCGCAACCAGACAGUGGAACACUACAAGACACCAUUAUCGGUUGUGGUCUUUGUCAGCUUUUCCAGUGUUUUCCUUUUACUUGAUGCACACAUAACGGUGUUACUCACACAUACACUGAUUGCCACUUGCUGUUUGACCGCUCCCAUUUCUGUCCCUGCCAUUGUGUUUCACAACCACGUGAAGCCUCUCUUCUUGUCCCCUUGUGUACCUGCUUCACGCCAACAAAAACCGUGACAUAUAUCCUCCCCAACGAACACGCACAUGUCAAGGAGGGACAAAAAGAACUGGACCUGCAGGACUGUUGCUGUUCUCGAGGACACGAGUCUGACUGUAUGAAAGGCACGAGGUGCGACAAACAGGUAGACAGAAGGGGGGGUGGCGGCACACCACCUCCUUGCAGCAUGGACUGAGAGCCUCUGUUCACACUGUACGCUCUGUCUGCACUCAUACAGCUCUCUCCUUCCUGAUUGGUUUAGAGUCUCUUUUGUCAUCGUCCAUCUUCACUGCCGUCAGAUGAAACAUGGUUUUUUCUUCAGCCAUCAGUUCGCCUCUUAAGGGAACAACUGUCAGGAGAGUGAGCAGGAGAACGUGUACUCAUCAAUGUCAUAGGUACCACAAGACAACAGUGACUUGUACUUUUAUCAUACUGUGUGUGUGUGUAUGUGUGGAUUGCAAAUGACAAAAAGGGGAAUGAUUGCGAUGGCUCAGAGAUCUUUACAAAAAAGAAAUUAAAUAUUGCCAAAUCUGUUUUUUUCCUUCCUUUUUUGUUAUUUAUAUAUUGUAAUUUAUUAAAUUUUCUUCUGUCAAUUUGAACAUAAGGCCAAACUUUCUACACUGUUUAGGUUCCCACCAUCCUUUGUGCCAACUUGAGCCCUGAGGCUGCUUGUAACAGGUCUACUAUGACCGAGACUGAAUACGUGCUGCUGUGUUUUUUGUUUUGUUUUGGGGUUUUUUUUGUUUGGUUUUUUUUUUUUUAAUAUUUCCAUUUUGAUUUCGUGCAUAAGUAGCAUUUAGCCUCCUCUCUGCAGAUCAUGAUCAUGACUACUGUGCAGAUGAAGCAAUUCGAACUGAGCAGGUUACGUUUCUUGGCCUUUAUCAAUUAUGGGAGCAGUUUGGUUUCCUCACAAACCAAACAUUAUUGCUGUCUGCUGGUCGGUUCAUAUCAUUGCCAAACAAAGUUGUGUAGCACAUCUGGCACAGUGAGCCCAGCGGUCUGCAGUUCUGCAGAAAAGUGUUCGUAUUGUUCAUGAGAGGCGUCUUCCGAUCUCUAAGUGUGUAGACUUAUCAAAACCAACAAAAGCAUUUUCUACAUCAAACAGUAUAUUUCCUUUAGAAAAUGGUGUCAGAUGUGUAGGGUCAAAUCUAAACAAAGAAAAUCCGUAUUGACUUACUAAUUAUAUAUCUGUAUAGAACUAAAAGCUGGAAAGUUGGUAUUAACACAAUGAAGGACAUGGAAACAAAGUUUGUUCUGCUAGACUGAAAAUAUUACUUAAAAACCCUAAAGUGAAGGGAGUGCUGGCUGCUGGUGGCCUGUUUUGGAAGUAAAAUACUUCAUUGUUGAGGUUGGGGGUCAUUGUUAAUAAACCACAGUGGAAAUGUGUAUAUAUACAUUGAACUCUCUGUAAAUUGAACAUUGAAGCUAUAGAAAUACAUAAACAGAUUGUUUAAUAAUGGUUUCCCUUAAAUUGGAAAGUCAUACUAUCUGAAUUACCCAACUAGUUGGGUACUAACUUGUCAUAGUUGACCAGUAUGAUUUGUCGUCCCAACCAGGAUAUUUAUUCAUUAUGUGUGUGACACAUUUUUUUCCUGCGAUUAGCAGAACAAGUAUCAGCAUAAUGUAAUCAGUCAAUGGGCCCACAACAUUUCCUUGAGUAACUCUGUAAAAACAUAAAAGUUUCAGCUUUGAAAUGUUAGAUUCUGAUAGAUUCAGGUCAGGACCAGUGAUUCUCCUGUUUUGGUCCAUAUUGGCAUCUUUAAACAAAAUCACUGCUGUUAUUCUUUUAUAUAUUGGUUUAAAUUAAAUAAGAAUGUUGACAGAGUGGACACAUUUGGGCUUGUUCAGGCAGUCAUGUGAAGGCCUGUUGCUAAAUGGCCACUUUGGCCACUUUUACUUAACUAUUAUAACUAACUGGCAACCUAACUGCUAAACCAACAGUUAACUGUGACAGUAACUACUCUAGCGUCAACCACAGUCAUUUGUAAUUAGCAUUUACUUUACCGUUGCCCAACUCAGUACUCAAAUGUGUCAUAAUGUCAGGUAUAAAUGGCGGUUCGCUCCAAACCCAGUAACUUUGAGAAAACGUUCAUCUCUGUAUGCAGAGUGAUGGGAC